This is a messenger RNA of Sinocyclocheilus rhinocerous, 700 nucleotides long. RefSeq names its product carbohydrate sulfotransferase 12-like. Gene Ontology annotation, molecular function: sulfotransferase activity. The annotation marks the transcript as partial. Gene Ontology annotation, biological process: proteoglycan biosynthetic process; carbohydrate biosynthetic process. Gene Ontology annotation, cellular component: membrane. The record is from RefSeq and is a predicted model, not a curated record. Lineage: Eukaryota; Metazoa; Chordata; Actinopteri; Cypriniformes; Cyprinidae. The transcript is spliced from 2 exons.
AGACAAGAUUUAGGUGAGUGAUGGAUCAUAUUUUAUGGGAACAGAUUUUGAAAUGAAACCGUAAUGUACAUGUCCUUAUUUUUGUGUUUUUCUCCAGAAUUCUCAACUUGACUCAUUGCAGAGAUGAUAAUGCUACAUAUUCCAGCUGGGUAGUUUCCACAUCAUUCAAUAGUUUCCAGUGAAAAUGCUAAAGCAGCUGCAGUUUUUCCUUCUGUUGGGAACAUUAUUUAUCACGUUCUUCAUAAUAGUUCACUGGGAUGACGUGAGAGAUGGGACUUUUUAUCUGCACGUGGCUCCGCAGUCUUCUCCAACACACCUCGAACUGCGUCAAGCACAUCGUAGACAUUUAAUAAGAGAACUAUGCUCAGCCAAUAGCAGCUUCAACUUCCCUGGAAAAUUUAAGACAUUUGACCAGAUUCCAAGCAAAGCCCUGGACCAUCUCAUUGUGGAUGAUCAUCAUGGUGUUAUUUACUGCUUUGUACCGAAGGUAGCCUGUACCAACUGGAAACGAGUCAUGAUUGUGCUCAGCCAGAGCCUGAAGGCACCUGAUGGAGCUCCGUAUCUGGAUCCUCUUGACAUACCAUCAGCGUUAUCCCACAAUGCUACUCUGCAUCUGACAUUUAACAAGUUUUGGAGGCUGUUUGGUCGUUUCUCUCGUCCUUUGAUGCAUCACAAACUGAAGAAUUACACUAAGUUCCUU